UUUCUUUUUUAUAGUUUCCAUUUCUUUUAUCAACAACCUUUUCAAAGAAGAGGAGAGUUGUCAUGUCAAAUAGGAAACAACACUACAAUUCUAUUCCGUCAACUGACGAAGAACAACAGCAACCACAACAACAAGAAAAUGAAAAUCAACAUGGUAGUUAUCCUUUAUUAGGUAGUAGAGGGAAUAGUGAAAGUACAUGGUUUGAUCGUUCAUUUGGACGUGUCAAGCGACCUGUAUUUAUCUUGUUUAUAUUAGUUGGUCUUACAUUACUGGUGACUAUUGGAUUUAUCUUUUUACUUCCUUCCAACAAACCACGCGACAUAUGGCAUAUUCGUCCAUUGAAACCUGGCAUCUCUCCUCAGGCGCAACAAGCUGGUCUGGACAAAUGUAAAGCAAUCAAGACUCCUCGUAUUGAAAACAAACCAAGUACCGAUCGUAUCAACCCUAGAGGUCAAGGUUCAACUCCUAUCUUACUGAAGAAUGCAAAUGUCUGGGAUGGUCAAGGCGGUAUCUUGAACAAUGUAGAUAUUUUAUUGGCAGAUGGCGUUAUUCAACAAGUUAGCACCAAUAUCAACUCAAAAGAUAUCAAAACUAUUGACGUUAAGGGUCAUAUCGUUUCACCUGGUCUUGUUGAUAUGCAUUCACAUUUGGGUGUGGAUUCUUGGCCUGAAUUGGCAGCAACUUCUGAUACGAAUGAAAUGACUAGUCCUAUUACUCCCUUUGUUAAAUCAAUUGAUGCUUUCAACCCUUCUGAUAUAGCCAUUCGCAUUGUAGCUUCUGGUGGUGUUACUUCGGCAUUAGUGUUACCUGGAAGUGGAAACUUAAUCGGUGGUGAAGCAUUUGUAUUCAAGCUUCGACCUGUCAACACAACAAGCAAUGAAGAUAUGUUGGUUCAAGCUCAUAUUGAUGAAACAAAGGAACGAAAAUGGCGAUAUGAAAAACAUGCUUGUGGUGAAAAUCCAAAGAGAUUCUAUGGUAACCAAGGAAAGAUUCCAUCUACUCGACUUGGUGAAGGAUAUUUAUUCCGCAAAGCUUAUACGGAAGCUCAACAACUUUUACAACAACAAAAUGAUUGGUGCUCUGCUGCUGAAAAUACAUCUGCUCGCCUGGAAACCCGAUUCCCUGAAGAUAUCGAAUUGGAAGCUUUAGUAGCUAUUUUACGCGGUGAUGUCAAGUUGAAUGUUCACUGUUAUGAAACUCAUGAUUUGGAAGCAUUCAUUCGACAUUCUCUUGAAUUCAACUUUACAGUGGCAGCUUUCCAUCAUGCCCUUGACGCUUAUCGUGUACCUGAUAUUUUGAAACGAGUUCCCAACAACAUUACUAUAGCAACUUUUGCCGAUCACUGGGGAUAUAAGAAAGAAGCCUUCCAAGCAUCUCCUCAUGCUCCUCGUAUUCUAUUGGAUGCUGGUAUUCCUGUUGCCUUAAAAAGUGAUCAUCCUGUUUUGAAUUCUCAACAUCUCGUUUUUGAAGCAGCAAAAGCUCAUCACUAUGGUUUGACUGAACAAGAAGCUUUCCAAACUGUCACUUCUGUACCAGCAAAUGCUAUUGGCCUGGGUCAUCGUAUUGGUUCCCUCAAAGUGGGUUAUGAUGCUGAUGUGGUGAUAUGGGAUCGAUCUCCUCUGGAAUUAGGUGCUACUCCCCUUCAAGUCAUUGUGGAUGGUAUACCUUUGUUUGAUGAAAAAGAAAUCCCGCCUGUUGUGGACAAGACAAAACCAAAAACAACUGGUAUGAUUAAAAAUGAGGUUCAACAAAGCAUCAUCACCUCAACUGGCGCUUCCGAACAACAACAACAACAAUCGUUUGUGCUCACAAAUAUCGGUAGAAAUCUUCUUGCAAUGGAUCAUGAAGACAAGGAAAACUCUGAUGAUGUACUCGUGGUCGACAAUGGCAAGAUUGUGUGCUCUGGAAAAUGUGCUUAUGCUUUGAUUGAUAAUGAUAUUCAAAAAAUCGAUAUCCAAGGUGGAUAUAUUGUUCCUGGUCUUGUUGCUGUUGGAUCAUCCCUUGGCUUGGUAGAAAUUCCUAGUGAAGGUAGUACUGGUGAUGGAACUGUAUCAGCUAGUACUUCUCGUGAUGCUAACCAGAUUGUGGAAACUGUGGAUGGACUUAAACUUGGUACUCGACAUUUACAAGAAGCUUACAAAGGCGGUGUUCUCUCCGCUAUUACUGCUCCUAUAUCAAACAAUGUGGUUAUCGGUGUGAGUGCUGCUUUCAAAACUGGUGCUGAUUCUUUAUUGUCUGAAGGAUCACUUCUCUCUUCUGCCGUUGCACUCCAUCUUCAAAUCGGUGAUGGAGCUAAAUCAAGUAGUUUCCCUUCAGUAUCAUCCCAAAUUUCGUUUAUCCGUCAAGUACUUGUUGAAAAUGAAAAGAAUGACAAUUAUUAUGGAAAAGCUGCUCGGGGUGAUAUUCCUACGGUGGUGAACGUGAAUAACAAGGAUGAAAUUGCUACAUUGAUAAGACUCAAGGAACGUAUCCCAACUCUUCGAUUGGUGAUUCUUGGUGGCACUGAAUCUCAUUUAUUGGCUCAACAUCUAGCCAAAGCAAAUAUUCCUGUGAUCUUACGACCAUCAUUAUGUACACCUGCUGAAUUUGACUCUAUUCAUUGUCUUACUGGGGCACCUUUAACUAACGGUACAGCAGCUCAUAUUCUCCAUCGUCACGGGGUCAAGAUUGGAUUAGGUGUAGCUGAUGAUGGACUUGCUCGAAAUUUGGCUUGGGACGCUGGAUGGUUGGCGGCGACUUCACCUGGCAACAAAAAUCAACAUGGUAUAAGCGAAGAUGAAGCCAUCCGAUUUGUAUCCACCAAUUUACAAGAUAUAUUUUACAACAACAAUGACAAGUUGACCGAUGGUUCCAAUUCCUAUGAUAAUGAUUUCUCUGUUUGGUCUGGUAGUCCUUUUGAUAUGACUAGUCAUUUAGUCUUUGUCCAUACUCAAGAAAAUGGGGUAAAAAUGAUAGUGUAGUUUAUGUAUAGUUUAUGUAGUUUAGUUUUUAUUUUUAUUUACUCAAAUGCGUGUAUGGAUAAACCAGUUUAACUUUUUUUAUGUCAUUCAAAGACAAUUGAAAAAAAAAAAAAUACAUAGCUACUGUAGGAAA
Halteromyces radiatus is the source of this 3093-nucleotide messenger RNA. RefSeq lists its product as uncharacterized. Gene Ontology annotation, biological process: purine nucleobase catabolic process. The transcript is spliced from 8 exons. Gene Ontology annotation, molecular function: allantoinase activity. NCBI's taxonomy places the organism in Eukaryota, Fungi, Mucoromycota, Mucoromycetes, Mucorales, Cunninghamellaceae. The record is from RefSeq and is a predicted model, not a curated record. Gene Ontology annotation, cellular component: cytoplasm. The annotation marks the transcript as partial.